CUUGUAUGAAUAACUAGUAGCAUUUCACUUUUUUUUGCGAUUUAUAUUUUUAGUCACCUGUCUUGUAUUGACGACAAACAACACUGCGCUGCAAUAACGCAGAGAACUCCGGCAUAAAUCCCAUCGAUAUGCUAUAACGAUUAGUCUUCCAGCGCGUGGUCUGUUUUACAGUGGCUCAUCAUUCGUCAGUGAAUGAACAGAUUGGCUGCCAUUAGCCGGUGUAGACCCGUCAGUUCUAUUGUUGCAGGUUUUAGUCAGCAGUACAAUGGAUAAAACAUUUACGUUGUAUUCGGACAAAGCCGAAGACGUCGCUACCUCCUCUAGUUUCCGCCAGUUUAAAAUAGAUCAUUUUCAUCUCGAUCUUAAAGUGGACUUUGAGCAGAAAACCAUAUCAGGUACCGAAACAAUACAGCUGCAGUGCAUUCAGGAUGGUCAAAGUGAGUUACAGCUGGAUAUUCAUCCAACACUGUCUGUACAUGAGAUCACGUUCAGUCAUAAUGCACGUGACUGGACCACAACAGAAUUUCUGAUUCGAGACUUCACCAAUUAUGGGACAACUCUGGUCGUGAAGUUUCCAAAACCUUUCAACUCAGAUGACAAACUUCAACUUGCAAUCAAAUAUACAGCUACUGGUGGACCAGGGAUGUCAUGGCUGGACCCAGUGCAGACGGCUGAGAAGAAGCUGCCAUUCUUGUACACAUCUGGGUUCCCUGUCCUGAACCGCAGCCUGUUUCCCGGCUUCCAUACGCCCAUGACAAAGAGCACUUACUCGGCUGUUGUGCAGGUUCCUGAUGGCUUCACAGCAGUUAUGAGCGCUAGUAAAUGGGAAGAGAGGGAAGCAGACAGCGCUUUCCUGUUCACCAUGGAGCAUCCCAUUCCUGCUUACCUGGUAGCUCUGGCAGUAGGGGACCUGCGAUCUGCUGAGGUUGGACCCAGGACACGUGUCUGGACCGAGCCUUGUUUACUGCAGGCUGCCAAGCAGGAGUAUGAUAAUGUGAUUGAAGAGUUCCUGUCUGUGGGAGAGAAACUGUUUGGACCCUACGUUUGGGGAAGAUAUGACGUGCUGUUCAUGCCUCCAUCCUUCCCUUUCGGUGGGAUGGAGAACCCCUGCCUGACCUUUGUCACACCCUGUCUGCUGGCCGGAGAUCGUUCUCUCGCUGACGUCAUUGUACACGAGAUCUGCCACAGCUGGUUUGGAAACCUCGUCACCAACGCCACCUGGGGUGAUUUCUGGCUGAACGAGGGCUUCACCAUGUAUGCUCAGCGCAGGGUUUGCAGGGAGCUGUAUGGAGAGGCUUAUACGUGUCUGGAGGCAGCGACCGGUAAAGCUCUUCUCCGUCAGCACAUGGACAACACUGGAGAGGACCAUCCUCUCAAUAAACUACGGGUUAAGAUCGAACCAGGUGUUGAUCCUGAUGAUACCUACAAUGACACGCCCUAUGAGAAAGGUUUCUGCUUUGUUUCCUACCUAGCCCACCUCGCAGGAGAUCAGUCACGCUUUGACGCAUUCCUCAAGGCUUAUGUGGACAAGUUCAAGUUCAGAAGUGUGUUGGCAGAAGAUGCGUUGGAGUUUUACCUGGAGUAUUUCCCAGACCUGAAAGAAAAGAAUGUCCACAAAAUUGAGGGUCUGGAUUUUGACAGCUGGCUCAAUGUCCCUGGUUGGCCUCCAUAUGUUCCCGACCUCUCUGCUGGCCAGGAGCUGAUGAAACCAGCAGAGCUGUUAGCUGAAAUGUGGGUCAAUCAUAACCCAGACUUGGAAUCUAUCUGCAAAACUGAUAUAAAACCGUGGAAGACCUACCAAACUGUCUACUUCUUGGACAAGAUUCUUGAGAAGUCACCACUUCCAGAUGGUCACAUAAAGAAGCUGGAGGAGUGCUACUCGUACAUUAUUGAGUCCAACAAUGCCGAGCUAAAAUUGCGAUGGGCCCAGAUUGUUGCAAAGAACCAGCAUAAACCAGGAUUCCAACAUAUUCGCAAUUUCCUCACAAGCCAGGGGAAACAGAGGUACACAUUACCGGUUUAUCGGGCACUUUGGAAUGGAUCAGAAGAGACAAAGACUCUGGCAAUGGAAGUUUUCUCAGCCACCUCGAAACAGCUUCACUUCAACGUCCGCAAUUACGUCAAAAAGAUAAUAGCUUGAGCAUAAAUGAAAUAGGAAAAUAUAAGGGAAACCAAUGUAUGCAAUGAUCUGCUUUUAAAAGCACCCGGGUAUCUUAAAAUUAUGGGGCUUUGAGUACUGACUUAACAAUAUGUAUUAAUUAUUCAGGAAAUUUAAUUAUGGUUUUUUGAAUUUGUGAAUUAUAUUUGUGUUUUUAAUAAAUCAAAUAUUUUCCAGGCAUUUAAUU
Sinocyclocheilus rhinocerous is the source of this 2345-nucleotide messenger RNA. RefSeq names its product aminopeptidase B-like. Lineage: Eukaryota; Metazoa; Chordata; Actinopteri; Cypriniformes; Cyprinidae. Gene Ontology annotation, biological process: proteolysis. The transcript has 11 exons. Gene Ontology annotation, molecular function: zinc ion binding; metalloaminopeptidase activity. Bases 266 to 2140 code for a protein of 624 amino acids. The record is from RefSeq and is a predicted model, not a curated record.